AUGCAACUCGGAACAGCGUUGAUGGCACCUCGCUCUGUUCUUGUCCUGCUCUUUAUAACCCUCAUUCUCCUUGUGCUGGAGCUUGAAGCUCAAACCGACUAUACCAUCACAUCGUUUUCUUCAGAAGUAAGUUUUGGAACAGAGACUUUGUAUUCAUGCAGUGUGCAUGUGGUUGAGAAUGUUGAGUAUGCAUUUCAUGGAUCCUAUUCCACUGUGUCUCGCGCUGUUCCAUAUGGUGUUGCUGAUGACAUUCCAUCGUCGUUAGUGAAAGUAGAAGUAUUGACUCCUAAUUAUAAUGUGUCCUCCACGAGUAUUGACCCUAAAAAGUUUUCCUUUGACAUUGUCAGUACCUUCUAUCCAGCUACACCUUCUGGAGUCACGACAACAAUCAAAAUUCGAAGAUCCUACAUUGCAAAAGGCCCAGUAACGAGGGAUGACAAACAACACAACGUUGUGACAUACUAUUACAAAGAAGCAUGCGAUGUCUCCAAUUUGAAUGUGUCAUUUGUCUUUGAUAGCUCCCUCAACUUGAAUUCAAACAAUUUAACUGCUAUGAGUGGAGGAUUGGUCUAUGGAACAACAGUCAUGUUUUACAAAUCAUUCUCAAGUUCCAAUGAUGAAUUUAUUCCAUAUGUCACUUUCCCAAUUCGUUCUCAAUUUUCUUCAUGUGCUGCACCAACCACUCUUGUAGCCCUUAUUUUAGUAAUCGUUGCUUGUGUUUUAGCUGUUGUUACAACUGCCGUUAUUAUCAAUGUAGCAUAUAUUAAGAUUUUCCUGAAGGUAGGAGAGAAGGCUUCAGAGGGUAGGAAUUUAUUGGAACACUAA
Messenger RNA from Naegleria lovaniensis, 825 nucleotides. RefSeq lists its product as uncharacterized. The record is from RefSeq and is a predicted model, not a curated record. NCBI's taxonomy places the organism in Eukaryota, Heterolobosea, Eutetramitea, Acrasida, Naegleriidae. The transcript is spliced from 2 exons. Bases 1 to 825 code for a protein of 274 amino acids.